UCUCGUCACUCCAACAAGAAGUCUUCGUCUUCUCCGAUGGCUUCUCUCCUCUUCCGGCACCGCCGCUCGCCGGCGUCCUCCCUUCACCUUCUUCGCCUCCUUCUACAGCGCCCAAUUAGCUCCUCUUCCGCCUCCCUCGAUGUCGAUGUCUCGCACCCGACCUACGUCGUCUGGGGCGCCAACACCGGCGUCGGAAAGACCCUAGUAUCCGCCGGCCUCGCAUUCUCCGUCAUCUCCCGAUCCCCGUCCUCCUUCCUAUACCUUAAGCCCCUUCAGACCGGGUUCCCCAUCGACUCCGACUCACGCUUCCUGGUCUCCAAGAUCACCUCCCUCUUCCGCUCCGCCUCCCCUCCAUUUCCCCUCCUUGCGUCCCACCAUGCCCUCCGUGCUUCCCUUCCGGCCGCCCGUGCUCUCCCCGGCUUCAAUGAGCAAUCCGAUAGCCCGUGCUGCUACGAGGAGACGAAGAUCGGGGGUGGGGAUGGGGAGGAAGUGGGGUCGAGGCUGGUUUGCAAGACUUUGUAUGCGUGGAACGAGCCCAUAUCUCCGCAUUUAGCUGUUGAAAGGGAGGGGAUGGCCAUUGGAGACUCGGAUUUGAGGGAGAUGCUGCAUCGGUGCUUAGGGUUUGGCGGUGUCAACGAUUUGGGGAAGGAGAUGAGUGUUUGGAGAGUUAUCGAGACCGCUGGUGGUGUUGCUAGCCCGGGUCCUUCGGGUACUCUUCAGUGUGAUCUAUAUAGGCCUUUAAGGUUUCCUGCUGUUCUUAUUGGAGAUGGACGUUUGGGAGGUAUAUCUACCACAAUAUCAGCAUAUGAAUGCUUGAAACUUAGAGGAUAUGAUGUUGCCGCUAUUGUUUUAGUGGAUCAAGGACUGGCUAAUGAGGCUGCGUUGUUAUCUUACCUGAGGAACAGGGUGCAUGUGUUUGUCUUGCCACCAAUCCCUCAUGAUCCUUUGGAUGACCUGAAGGAUUGGUUUUGUGAAUCUGGGAAUGUAUUUGAUUCUCUUAAGGAAACAAUGAUUUUGGCUCAUUCAAAGAGGAUUGAGAGACUACAAGACAUGGCCAGGAAGGCAGGAGAUAUCUUCUGGUGGCCAUUCACUCAACACCAACUUGUUCCUCUGGAGACAGUUACAGUAAUUGACUCACGCUGUGGUGAGAAUUUCGCUGUUCAUAAGGUUUGUGACAAGCUGGACAUGAUCGUUCCUCAAUUCGAUGCCUGUGCUAGUUGGUGGACACAAGGACCUGAUGCUACCUUUCAGGUUUUUUUUCAGAUUGAGCUUGCAAGAGAGAUGGGUUAUUCUGCUGCAAGAUAUGGUCAUGUCAUGUUUCCCGAGAAUGUCUAUGAGCCUGCUUUGCGGUGUGCAGAACUUCUUCUUGAAGGAGUAGGAGAAGGUUGGGCUUCUCGUGCUUACUAUUCUGACAAUGGAUCCACGGCAGUAGAAAUUGCACUCAAGAUGGCAUUUCGCAAAUUUUCGUUUGAUCAUGGGAUAGCUGUAGAUUCUGACAAUGGGAUUGUGGAUGAUAGAUGUUAUGAUUUCAAGGUUUUAGCCCUCAAUGGAUCUUAUCAUGGUGAUACUUUAGGUGCCAUGGAAGCCCAAGCACCGUCAUCAUACACGAGUUUCCAUCAGCAGCCAUGGUAUUCAGGAAGAGGCCUGUUUCUGGAUCCCCCCAUGAUCUUUAUUUCAGAUGGGGUUUGGAAUCUUUCCUUUCCAGAUGCAUUUCUUUCUCAUCAACCAAAAGAUGAAAAGAUAAGGUUCCAUUUGCGUGAUGAAUUGUUUUGUCAAACAAGGGACUGUUCAGCUCUUGCAAAAUGCUACUCUGCUUACAUAUCAAGGCAAUUAUCGCAAUUUUCCGACAAUUGUCCUUCGACAUAUAUUGCUGCAUUAAUUAUUGAACCAGUUGUACAAGGUGCUGGCGGAAUGCAGAUGAUUGAUCCACUUUUCCAGCGAACCCUUGUUAGUGAGUGCCGAGCCCGCAGAAUUCCUGUAAUAUUUGAUGAGGUAUUCACAGGUUUCUGGCGUCUUGGCAGGGAGUCUGCAGCAGAGUUGCUUGGCUGCUCACCUGAUGUGGCAUGUUUUGCGAAAUUAAUGACUGGUGGGGUCCUACCAUUAGCAGUCACUUUAACUACAGAAGCUGUUUUUGAAGUAUUUAAAGGUGGUUCAAAGCUCAUGGCUCUUUUGCAUGGUCACUCCUAUUCUGCCCAUGCUAUGGGCUGCACAGCUGCUUCAAAAGCUAUACAGUGGUUUAAAAAUCCCUGUACAAACAUAAAUAUUGAACCUGAAGGAAGAAAAAUGAAAGAGUUAUGGGACAUGCAACUUGUGCUCCAGUUGUCAUCUCUAAAUGGUGUUAGCAGAGUGAUUGCAAUAGGCACUCUUUGUGCUAUAGAACUUAGAGCCAGUGGCUCUGAUGUGGGGUAUGCUUCAUUGUAUGCAAGUUCUCUGGUUCAGCAGCUUCGUAAAGAUGGAAUUUACAUGAGGCCCUUGGGUAAUGUUCUAUAUUUAAUGUGUGGUCCCUGCACAUCCCCUGAUAUCUGCAAUCAACAUCUCAGAAAUGUAUACCAGAGAAUUUCUGAGUUUAAGCAAUCAUCAGGCAAAGGGAUCAGAUAAAUAAGAGGAGAACUCUAGGAAGCUCGAUGGCAUUUUUGGCAUAAAGGCCCUUGAGAUAGGUCUUCCUUGAGUUAAUGGGAAGAGAAAUAACCUUCAGUUGCUUAACUGGAUCAAGACUUCAGGGUCAUCAGAUAACGGGCUUUCUCGAUUAGUUCAAUAUUUAUGCUAUUUUAUGGGAGACCUCCAUCGACAAUCCUAGGAUUAGAGAUCUACUUAUUAAUUUCAUAUGUUGACAGUUGAGAUAUUUUUGUACCAUUAGCAAUAAAUUCUUUGAUAAUUUAUUUGUAUGGUAGAUAUUUAGACCUUAAACCCUAUUGAUUAUGCAUAAUCAAAUCUGAG
Molecule: messenger RNA, 2937 nt
Organism: Dioscorea cayenensis subsp. rotundata (Guinea yam)
Lineage: Eukaryota; Viridiplantae; Streptophyta; Magnoliopsida; Dioscoreales; Dioscoreaceae
Product: bifunctional dethiobiotin synthetase/7,8-diamino-pelargonic acid aminotransferase, mitochondrial
Exons: 14
Coding region: 37-2598 (853 amino acids)
Biological process (GO): biotin biosynthetic process
Cellular component (GO): mitochondrion
Molecular function (GO): S-adenosyl-L-methionine:8-amino-7-oxononanoate transaminase activity; pyridoxal phosphate binding; dethiobiotin synthase activity
Source: RefSeq, a predicted model, not a curated record